Messenger RNA from Haliotis rufescens (red abalone), 1889 nucleotides. Its product is annotated as dopamine beta-hydroxylase-like. Bases 135 to 1826 code for a protein of 563 amino acids. Gene Ontology annotation, molecular function: copper ion binding; dopamine beta-monooxygenase activity. The record is from RefSeq and is a predicted model, not a curated record. Lineage: Eukaryota; Metazoa; Mollusca; Gastropoda; Lepetellida; Haliotidae. The transcript has 9 exons.
AAAGGAGACCUGCCGCAUCUACUCUCGGUCGUGCUUGACUGGUUCAGUGGGACGUGACCUGUUGGGUGUUGUUGCGAGCACAAGGCCUGGUAGACAUAUUGCUGGCGUACUGAGGCGGACACAGGUGUCUAACAAUGGAUAGGUGUCAUCUAGUUAUCUCCCUUUGGUCGCUGCUCGCUGUGUGGGGUGUCGAUGGGUACGGUCACUACCGCACCCGCCUGCCUAACGGAGAACGCGUCGGACACCCCUGUAAACCCAACUUCAUCUGGAAGGGGGUGGGACACAAGAACGUCAAGGGUGGAGGACCGAGAAACAGUUUUGGGCUGGACUUUGCUGCAAAUAAUCACCAGUGGACGCCAGAGCUGUGCCGGCUUGACUCAGACGAGGACGGUGUGAGUAACGGGGUGGAGCUGGGGGACCCGGACUGUGAGUGGACCCCCAGGACGCUGCCCAACAGGACCACAGACAUCACACACCCAGGCGUGUGUACCCCGUUUGGGUCUGCAGGUUGUCAAGGCAAGAACGACUGGGUGGACUGUACUGGUGCGGUGUUAGAAUGUCCGGCGCUAGAAAACCCAGACACCCUGAACGUCACGCUGCAGUUUCCCCGCACCGCCGUCCCGGCCAAGGAAACGACCUACAUGUGCAUGGUGUUUGACAUGCCCAGCGACGUCGACCACCACCUCAUCGGCUACAAGCCGUACAUUGACAACGACAACGUCAUGCAUCACAUCUUGAUAUAUGGCUGCGACGACUCCGACGCCCCCCUUCCGACGGCACCAUAUCAGUGCGGAAUGAAUGCUGCUAAUUCCUGCACUACGAUGAUUGGCGCAUGGACUCUUGGAGAAGCUGGAGACUGCCUAGAUGAAAGGUUCGGGCUUUUAUUUGGCAAAUCCCGAUACAGCAGAUUUGCUCUAGAGUUCCACUGGAAUAAUCCGUCAGAGAGGUCAGGCUGGUUUGAUGCAUCGGGUAUGGUAGUCUACUAUACCACUCAACUCCGACCCAACAACGGCGCCGUGCUCAGUGUGGGACAGACGUAUCUGGAGAUUCCUCCUGGAAAGGAGGCAACGACCUUCACCUCUCGUUGUUCCUCCACGUGUACCAACGCCGCCCUCACUGGAUCUAUCUUCAUCUCAGGCGGCACCAACCACAUGCACUAUCUCGGUACCGCCCAGUCCGUGGAACUGAUCCGGGACGGCACAAGACUGAGGUACAUCACCAACGACCUCGUCUUCAGCUAUGACGACCCAAAGUUCUAUGAAUUCGACCCUCCAAUAGAGGUGAAGCCGGGCGAUGAACUCUUGACCACCUGUACCUACAAGUCCACCAACUCCAGAAAGACUGUGUACUACGGAGAUGCCACCUCGGACGAGAUGUGCUAUGGCUAUCUGUGGUUCUACCCGUCAGAAGCCAUGUCAGAGCCCUACUGUGACACCUACAAGUCAGUGGAGAUCUGUGCCGUCAAGACCAGAUCAGUCGUCAUGGCUGGGUGCAAUGCUCUGGACUUUGUGGACGGCAAGAGCAACGAUUCCAUGAUGAUCUACGAUGACAUAGACGUGUCUUGCACCAACUGGACGUCGUGUUCGGAGUCGUGUAGGACAGCAGUGAAGAAGGCCAUGGACCACCCUUGCCUCAAAGGAGGAGACAUUACCGACUAUGUCAACAGUCUUCUCAACACUACCCAAUUGGGAAGGGACUUCCUGAAAACUCUGGAUCUGUGCAAGCCAACCAAGACUUCUACGAACACAGCCUGCACACGAACAGCACGUGACACAGGGAUCAGCCUGGUAGUAACAUUAACGCUCCUCGUUCUGGCGAACGCUUAAUCUAAGACGUAAUAGAAAGACAUUUUUCAAACGUCUUUUUUUAAUGAAUAGGUUUCUUCCUUU